GAUGCGCAUCCAAGCCUCCACUGAUUUAUUUUUCAUCAUUUUCCAAGAAAUCAUCAAGUCCAUCUUUUCUACUGGAUCUGAGAUGACUUUUUAUCAUUAUGGAUGGAAAUGAUGGAAACAAAUUAAGAUUCCGUGAGAUUUUCCUUGUCAUAACAGGAUUUCUGUAAGUGUGGAGUAAAUCACUUGGAUGUCUGGUGAGUGUCAGAGCGCAUGGGAAGCGCACUGUGUGGGACUGUUGGUGUGUGAGUGACUCUAUCCCAGCCAUCCCAGCCUGCACAGUAACCUCAGAAACACCCACGGUCCCGGAGGAGGAUGCCUUCCCUGCACCACGGAGCUAUCCUCAUCGGAGCCUUCCUCAUUGUGACCGGGGGAUCCACAGCCUUCCUGGCCUCGUCCCAGAGCCGCCUGCAGGCUUUCUCCCUCUGCUGCGUGGUGCUGGGGGUGGUCAUGCUCAUCCUGGGGCUUUUCUGGGCAGUGAACAGUGCCGUAAACUACAACCACCGGGAGUUCGACCCAGAGUGCCCACAUUAUCCAUAUGACAACCCCAACUUUGGCAGCCAUCCCCUCUUCACACCCCCAGGGAGCCGCUUCCCAGAGUCCCAGUCAGUGUUUCUGCCCAGGACGAUGGAACACCAAAGGCAUGGAACUCGUGGCGAGGAGUUCGACUACCCUCCGAUGGACUCUGGUGGUUUCAGUCCAACGCCUCACCCUCCUCCUUGGCUGGGACCCCCGCCUCCCUAUGAGGUUGCCAUCAAGACCACGUGCAGCUCCACACACCUGCGGCGUGCGUACUCAGACACGCACCUGGCGACAGAGCUGCUGUCUGGACGCUCAAGAGAGAUCAGCUUUGAGGUGUGACGCUGGAUGACGUGGACGCCACACCACUCUGUUCAUCAGAACAAAAAGAUGAAUGAACCAGAGACUGAGAUCACUCAGACUGUAUGGAAACUGUAUUUUGACAGCAACAAAC
Messenger RNA from Hippoglossus stenolepis (Pacific halibut), 970 nucleotides. RefSeq lists its product as uncharacterized. The record is from RefSeq and is a predicted model, not a curated record. Lineage: Eukaryota; Metazoa; Chordata; Actinopteri; Pleuronectiformes; Pleuronectidae. Bases 313 to 858 code for a protein of 181 amino acids. The transcript has 2 exons.